AUGGCUGUACCCCCUUCGGCUCCCCUGCCGUGCUCGCCCUUUUACCUGAGGAGGCAGGCGCCUUGCCCGCAGUGCUCAUGGGGCAUGGAGGAGAAGGCUGCGGCCGGCGCGGGCUGCCGGGAACCGCCGGGCCCCCCGAGGGCCGCCGCCGUCCCGUGCUUCGGCAUAUCCGUGGACCAGGACGACAUCCUCCCCGGAGCCCUGCGCCUCAUCCGGGAGCUGCGGCCGCAUUGGAAGCCCCAGCAAGUUCGGACCAAGCGCUUCACUGAUGGCAUUACCAACAAGCUGGUGGCCUGCUACGUGGAGGAAGACAUGCAGGACUGUGUGCUGGUCCGGGUGUACGGGGAGCGGACGGAGCUGCUGGUGGACCGGGAGAAUGAGGUCAGGAACUUCCAGCUGCUGCGAGCACAUGGCUGUGCCCCCAAACUCUACUGCACCUUCCAGAAUGGGCUGUGCUACGAGUACAUGAGGGGAAUGGCCCUGGGGCCAGAGCACAUCCGUGAGCCCCGGCUCUUCAGGCUAAUUGCCUUAGAAAUGGCAAAGAUUCACACCAUCCACGCCAACAGCAGCCUGCCCAAGCCCAUCCUCUGGCACAAGAUGCACAAUUACUUCACCCUUGUGAAGAACGAGAUCAACCCCAGCCUUUCUGCAGAUGUCCCUAAGGUCGAGGUGUUGGAACAGGAGCUGGCGUGGCUGAAGGAGCACCUGCCUCAGUUGGAAUCCCCUGUGGUGUUUUGCCACAAUGAUCUGCUCUGCAAGAACAUCAUCUACGACAGCACCAAAGGUCAUGUACGGUUCAUUGACUAUGAAUAUGCCGGCUAUAACUACCAAGCUUUUGACAUUGGCAACCAUUUCAAUGAGUUUGCAGGUGUGAAUGAGGUCGAUUACUGCUGGUACCCAGCGCGGGAGACCCAGCUGCAGUGGCUGCGCUACUACCUGCAGGCACAGAAGGGGAUGGCUGUGACCCCCAGGGAGGUGGAGAGGCUCUAUGUGCAAGUCAACAAGUUUGCCCUGGUGAGUGCUUGCCUGAGCUCUGCCUUAGGGAUUUCUCUUGUCUGGCUUAGGCUGGGGAACAAGUUUGGGGGGCUCACUACACUGAUCUUCUCUGAUGUGUUUUCAGGCGUCUCACUUCUUCUGGGCACUCUGGGCCCUCAUCCAGAGCCAGUUCUCCACCAUCGACUUUAA
This is a messenger RNA of Mesoplodon densirostris (Blainville's beaked whale), 1185 nucleotides long. It is a transcript of the gene ETNK2, whose product is annotated as ethanolamine kinase 2. Gene Ontology annotation, molecular function: ethanolamine kinase activity. The record is from RefSeq and is a predicted model, not a curated record. Lineage: Eukaryota; Metazoa; Chordata; Mammalia; Artiodactyla; Ziphiidae. The coding region runs from base 1 to 1185 and encodes 394 amino acids. Gene Ontology annotation, cellular component: cytoplasm. Gene Ontology annotation, biological process: phosphatidylethanolamine biosynthetic process. The transcript is spliced from 9 exons.